Molecule: messenger RNA, 785 nt
Organism: Maniola jurtina (meadow brown)
Lineage: Eukaryota; Metazoa; Arthropoda; Insecta; Lepidoptera; Nymphalidae
Gene: mRpL50
Product: 39S ribosomal protein L50, mitochondrial
Exons: 5
Coding region: 147-710 (187 amino acids)
Cellular component (GO): mitochondrion; mitochondrial large ribosomal subunit
Source: RefSeq, a predicted model, not a curated record
UUAAAAUGAAACGAGCUUUAUUGUGAUUUAUUGUGACAAGGGAAUGUCAAGUUUAUUUCACGUAAUAUUGAAUUAAUUAAAAUACAAAAGUAUUUUUGAAUACCACGAGCAUAUUAACAAGAGGAAGUUUUAGUUAUUAAUUUAUAAUGUUAAGGAAUUUGCUACGCACUACGACAUCUCAAAAUUUUCAGAUUAUACCCGUAAGAUAUAAACAAGCUAAGUUUCCCAAAACAGAUAAGAAGUUACAAGCUGCAGCGGAAUCACUUGCAUCUAGAGGGUUUCUUCGUCCAAAUAAGCCAUGGGAUCCUCCAACAGACAUAAAUGAGACAAUAGUUAAGAUAUGUUCUGAAAAUGGACUCAAAAAUGAUAGCGAGUUUGAUUCUCUUGAAGUCAAGUAUACUGUACUGAAGGCAUGUUUUGAUGAAACUGGACACAGUGUGCCUAACUCCUUAUUGCAUACCAUUGAGACUGUGGAUGACCUAAAGCACUUUUAUAAUACCCCCAUUGAUACAAAGACUCCAUUUGAUGCAUUGAAGAAAAUGGAUCUGCCUAAGAAUUUACACGUCCAAGAGGACUAUGUUCGCUUUCACCCAGAUAAAGAUACCCUGUUCAAUGGAAAGUCUGUGUUCCCGAAAAGCUCUACCAUAGUGUCUGGUCUGAAAACAAGGAAAAAAUAUGAAGGCUACAUUGCUAAGAGAUCAUGGCCUUGAUCUAGUUUUGUGUUUCUAGCUGUUAGAUUAUAAUAAUUAUAGUAGGUAUGUAAAGGAAUAAUAAAGUUAUUGCAA